This is a messenger RNA of Penaeus indicus, 2808 nucleotides long. Its product is annotated as mucin-2-like. Gene Ontology annotation, cellular component: membrane. Lineage: Eukaryota; Metazoa; Arthropoda; Malacostraca; Decapoda; Penaeidae. The record is from RefSeq and is a predicted model, not a curated record. The transcript is spliced from 9 exons. The coding region runs from base 335 to 2569 and encodes 744 amino acids.
GCACUGUCGCCUUCGGGUAGAGGAAGGACAGGGUGCAGCUCUCCCGCCGAAUCUGCAGUAGGCCGCACGAGCAAUCUGGAGAACCGCUCGUGUUCCGGGAAACUGUCGUGUGUUGUGCAGUGAAAGUACCAGAAAUAAAAUCGGAAAUGAAAAUAUCCAUCUGAUUGAGAAAAAAAGGCAUUACUAUAACACACACAUACCUUAAACUCCUUGAUUUCCAUCGUUACCAAUCCUUACCAUCCUCACGUCAACAUCAACAGUGUUACCAAGACCUGUGUGUGGCCAAAACACGUAGGAAAAAGUGAAAGGAUUUUUUUUUCAGAAAAUUAGUGUUAUGGCCAUUAAGUAUUCGCUGUUUUUCCUUUUAUUAAUACUUAUCGUGACUGUGCAUCUUUCGUCUGGUCGGAGAAAGAAGAAGCAGAGGUGCCCGAAGAUCCUGAGGGACAACCUGGUGGUGCGCAUUCGCUCCGCCGGGUGGAUUGCCAAGCUGAAAUGCCGCCGCCACUUCACCAUGGUGGAGGGCGACCCCAACCUCACCUGCGUCAGGAACGUGUGGAGGGGCAGGAUCCCCAAGUGCAUCACAUCCGGAUGCGAGAUCCUGCCAGCGCUUGCCAACGGGGAGAAAGUGUACCUGUAUGACGACGCCAUGAUCAGGUUUUCGUGUUCCCCGGGGUACAAUCUCGAGGGCUCCCCAGCUCUCUCUUGCGACGGCAUUAAUUGGAACGACACAAUGCCAGUGUGCGUGGGCCAGCAGGCGGAUGUGAUGUCGUGCGACUUCGAGGACGCCGGCGUGUGCGGAUGGACGGGCGACCCCAAGUCGGACUUCCAGUGGGUGAGGAGCCAGGGCGUCGCGAACCAGGUGGGCACGGCGCCCAAGCGGGACCACACGCUCGACCGACCCGAAGGACACUUUAUGUACAUAGAUUCCUCGGUGCGUCGAGAGGAGGGGCAGACUGCACGCUUCUACUCGCCUGUAUUUUCGGGAAACUUUACUUCUGACGGUGCAGCCUGUUUCUCUUUCUACUACCACAUGUACGGUCACACAACAGGGAGCAUGAACGUGUACGUGAAGCCUGAAGGACGAUCAUUGGAGCACCAAGCCCCGAUGUUUCAAGUGAACGGUUUCAAUAAUAACUUUUGGUUCCAUGAAGUCUUCAGUAUUAAUGCAAUGAACGACAACUUCCAGAUCGUGAUGGAGGUCGUGCAUUCGAGCGGAGCGAUGGCUGACGUCGCCGUCGAUGACGUCCGCCUGGCCCGCGGGGACGAAUGCAUCCAGCUGCGGCAGCAGGUCGAGACCAGCGACGAUAGUGGGACCACUACGACCACCACUACAACUACCACCACCACCACUUCGACCACCACCACUUCGACCACCACCUCCUCGCCUGCUACCCCUACGAUCGCCCCGACCACCACCACGACCAACAUCACGACCAACACCUCCCCACCUACUAUCUUAACGACCACCCCGACCACCACUACGACAAUUACCAGUGUACCUCCAAUCGCCGCCAGGACCACCAGCGCAUCCACUCCUCCUGCCACCACGACCACGCCUGCUCUUUCUACCAACGCCGCCUCUUCAACCACACAAACAGAACCGUCUGCAGCUGCCAACGCGACCGGUGGAGCGGAAGCGACUGCGUCCACCGCUGGGACACCUGAUACAACACCCAGCACAACGUCCAUGUCUACCGCCCACACUGAACCUGCAGUUACGCCCACAAUUACUCCGCCCGUCACUGCGGGAACCCCCAACGCAACAGUAACCUCCACUCCUGCCACAGAAAGCGAUACCACUCAAACAAGCGAAGGACCAUUGCCUGCGACCACACCCCUUGCGGUCGUUUCUGAGAGCAGCCCUGCGACGAGCGGCACGACCACUGUUCAGGCGACUACGAGCGGCACGACCACUGUUCAGACGACUACGACUACGAGCGGCACGACCACUGUCCAGACGACUACAGCAGCUUCUGUGCCACAGUCACAGCCCAGUACCACCCCUGCCAUAGUUACCACGCCCGAGGGGACGGAAAACAAGACGUUGCCAGUCAGUGAAAGUGAAGCCAUAACCUCCCCGUCAGGAUCAGAGGCGACGUCCGCAGCGAAAAGCUCAACCGAGGGCAUCCAGUCGUCAACGACGCCUGCACAGCCGGUAACAAAGCCGACGACGACGACGGCGACGGCGACGGCGUCGGCGACAACCUCAACGGAAAAGCCAUCCUGGCCUUCUCCCGCGCCUCCUUCGCCCACGCCGGCGGCAAGUACCUCCCCGCCCCCCACCACCUCCCCGGUCCCCUCCUCCACCACGGCCUCCUUGCCCUCAGUGUCCGCGGGCGCGAAGGACUCCUCGACGUCCACCGCGACUAUUUCCCUCGUCGUGUUCGCGGUGGUCGCCGUCGUGGUCUCCGCCGCGGUGGGCGUGGGCGUGUACGUGUGGAGAGUCCGCCGGCAGGAGAAGCUGCCGGAGGACUCGGAGAUCCGGUUCCUGGCUCGGGACGAAGUGCAGAUGGACGGCAACAUCUUCAGCCUGGGGAGCACUCGGCCGCCCCGGAGCACGGUGGCCUGAGGGUGGCGAGGGCGGCCGGUCAGCUUGCACCAGGACUUCGACGUCGAUUUCGUGCUGGAAGCUAACUAGCCCCCGCAGGCAGACUUCGUGCGGCCGCGCCUCCGCGGAGGCCUUGUGCGAACCACGGACGAGGGCGACGCACUCAUCUCACGCUCACAGGAUCAAGGCUGAACAGAUCCAUUAAACCUUCACACACACAUAUUCACACACACGCACACGCACACACACACACACACACA